AGCGUGCAGCCGAGUGUAGUUGACUGCAUUCGCCCCCCCCUCUCCCGUGCGUCGAGGAUGUAUCAUGUGGCGGAGAUGGUCCGUGACGCCCGUCGCGACAUGGCGGAGCGUCAUGACGGCGGGCUCGUCUGGAGCACGCUGUCGGCCUUCACGCCCUUCCCAUUCCUGCUGGCCCUGGGCGGUCAGAUUUCCAGCAGCCUCGUGCGCCGCGCCCCCGACCUGGUCAAGCGUGCGGCCGGCGCGACGCGUGACUGUGUCGUGGAUUCCGCAACGCAAGCGCACGACCGAAUCGUGGAGCUACGCCUGACGUGCACCCGCACGGGCCAGUGGAUGUUUCACCGCGUCAAGGUGGCAGUAGAGACUGCGCGGCUUCCGGUCCCGCUGUCCCCGCUACAGAGCCAAGUGGCCGUGCCCUUCUUGUGUGGUGUCGAGGGUUUAGCGCAGUUCGUGACCAGUGAGGAACUGCCGGAGCUCUACUUUGUGGCUAAGAAUAUCAUGCGCCGCAGCUUCUUCUUGAGGCAUUUGGUGCUGCCGCCAUUGGGAGCGGCCGAGAGUGUAGUCAGAUACGUUGUCAUCUUUCCCAGUCGCAUCGUGUUUCCGUCCAGGGCUGAAAUCGAAGAUAGGACGGACUUGUUUUUAGAGGGAAGUACAACACGCGUACAGGCGCUAGUGGAGCACUUGUACUCGGCCACAGAAGUACUGGAUCAACAUCUAAGUAUGGUGCAGUGGAACAUUUUGGGGCGAGGACCUUACGAGUCGCUGAGUGCUUCACGACGCAGUGAAGUAAUCAGAUCUGUUCAUCAGAGGAUGCGAAUCAUCGCGUCGCAUUAUAAAUUGUUCGAAUUCUUGGCCACCAUCAAACUGCAAAAUGAAAUGCUCUAUUCUGACUUGCAGCUCGAGUUCCCGGACGCUGGUGGUGUCCCUCUCACUCCGAAACAGGUUGCAGCUAACGAAGCACUGACGACUGAUCUAGCGGAACAGGAUGCGAACGCUUUCCCCAUUUGGUUUUACAAGAAAGUUGACAUCACCAGUGGGAACGGUCAAGUGUUGCCCAGUGGACUGAAUGGACGUUGCCAAUCAACCUCGGAUACUAGCAAUGCAGUCAGCCAGUCUACUAGCGGUUGGAUAGAAUUCCCAGCUCACGAGAGUCGUCGGCUAGAACGCAAACACCGAUGGUAUCAGCAACAAAAGACCAAGAUUUCAGGCCCCGUGGGACCUUCCAGCGUCGUCUUAGUAGAUGAAGGUCGGCAUGAAGUAAACUUGGAGAGUAUGCGAAUGACGCCGGUGUAUUGGCCAGCGCUGGAGGAACUUGUCGUGUGUCGUUCUCGUUGGCCAGCGACUGUGCUGGAGAACGCUUUCGUGUAUUACUUGGGGUUCUACCCGCUGGAGAAGCAGCGACUGAUGGAUAUCGAGGCGCAGAAACCCGCGCGCCUCUUUAGCUCCCGUGCUGGUCUAAGUGAGGCGGUUUUGGCAGCUCGAGUUGAGAAGGACUGCACCCUUAGCAUUCCUGUGGAAGGCCAUUUGGUAGAGUUUAAAGGCUUGCAGGACAUCAUGCAGUACAAGCGUUUGCUGGCUGGAACGACGCCAUUUACGAGUAAGCGUCGUGUGUAUCGAGGAAACCCGCGUGUUCGUGCUGAUCCCACUACCUUGCAGCGUUGGAAAGAUGCCAUGGAAUGUGAUCCAGCUACAGGCAAUGCGCUGAAGAUCACGGAGGAUGACAAAGAUAUCGAAGAAGAGAUUGAGCAUCUGGUACUGAUUGUACAUGGAAUCGGUGAUGCAUUGAAGACGCUCGAUCUGAUCAAUGUCGUAACGUUACGCUCCAUCAUUGACUGCUCUACGACGCUGCGGGAGUUGAACCGUGAGGCGCUCCGCUCGGCGCAUUUCGCUCACUUGAACGGUGAAGACGCUGACGAUGAAACGAAGGGUGACAACAAAGAAAAGGCAACACGCCAACCGCGAGUGGAAUUCUUGCCCAUUGAGUGGCACUCGAAGCUGCACAUGGAGGGUUUGGAUCAACUUAUCCGAGACGUGACACUGCCAGCCAUUCCUAAGCUUCGUGAGCUGGCCAAUGACACUGUUCUGGACGUACUAUUCUUCAUGUCGCCGCUGUUCCACCAAGUGAUUUUGGACGAAGUGGCCAAGGAAAUGAACCGUGUGUUCACACUCUUCCAGUCGCGUCAUCCAGACUGGAUGCAAUCCAGUCGUGGGACCGGACGGAAGCGCAAGGUGUCAAUUAUUGCCCACUCACUUGGAUCCAUUAUCUGCUUCGACAUUCUCAAUCAUCAGCAAGUGUAUAUGCAGCAAUUGGAAAGCUUACAAUGCACGGACGAUGAAGGAAACAGCGACGAUGAAGAUGUGAUAGUGGAGAACGGCAAUGAGGGCGAGAACGAGAACAGCACAAGUAGCGAUGAUGAAGUAGAGGUCGUGGUCAAUGCUGUGACAACUGACAACAUGUUUGGUUUCAACGCCGUUACGCGUCGGAGCUUGAAGUGCCGUUCACGCUCGAUGUCGGAAAUGUCGAGCACGAGUGGAACGUGGAGGAGAAAUUCACCGCAUUCAUGGCGCCAAACAUAUCAGGGAAAGCAAGAUUCAAUUCGACGUGCCUCCUCCAAAACCAGACGCCCUGGCAGGAAUAAGACAGCCACGGCAUCUGGUGCUGUCCAAAAUGGAGGAAGUGGUGCUGAUCCACUGGUUCCGAAGCUUGCAUUCGACGUGGAAGAUCUUUUUUGCUUCGGCUCGCCUGUGGGUCUGUUUCUGAAUGUGCGGGGACAGAAGCUCGAUCGCGAUUUCCAACUGCCGCGCUGUCGUCGAUUGUUCAACAUUUACCACCCGUACGACCCGGUGGCUUACCGUAUUGAACCGAUCAUGAACCCGACGCGAGCCCACUCGAAGGCCGCGAUCAUUCGCACGUUCGAAGGCAAGCUACGUUUUCAGUACCAACUGCGCAACUCGUUCCGGGCCAUGUGGGCUUCACUUCGUCAAUGGCGUCGCGACUUCGAACGCCAAGUGCUAGCCGGAGCUCACAACGUGGGGCUGGUGGAAAGCCCUGCAUCGAUGACGCCGCUAUCCGAUGCCAUUGCUGCUGUAACCCAACCGUAUCAAUUGCAACGGCGUCCGGACGAGGCACAGGACGAACGGCAUAGAGAGGAACGAGAGGGCGAUGAGACAGCAGAGGACGUCGCGGUCUUCGGUCGUAUGUGUCAAGGACUCCCCAUCGACUACUCGCUGCAGGAGAACGAGAUCGAGAUUGCGAACGAGUAUUUAUUUGCCCUCACGGCGCACGUCAUUUAUUGGAACAACCGCGACGCGAAUCUGUUUAAGCGGAAAGGAGGCGUCGGUGGGGAUCUCGCACGGCCAAACAACGAAUGA
This is a messenger RNA of Phytophthora infestans T30-4, 3369 nucleotides long. Its product is annotated as phospholipase, putative. Lineage: Eukaryota; Oomycota; Peronosporomycetes; Peronosporales; Peronosporaceae. The transcript has 4 exons. Gene Ontology annotation, molecular function: metal ion binding. The record is from RefSeq and is a predicted model, not a curated record. The coding region runs from base 58 to 3369 and encodes 1103 amino acids.